AUGCUUGAAGCUUACUUAGCAUCCAGUAGUCUCUUUGCGUCCGGGAAAUGGAUCAGCGGUCCCAGCAGAAACAGGCGCACCCGCCCUUUCCAUUGCGCUAUCAGAGCACAGCAGAGCGGCCUGACCGAGCCAGCAGCCGUCACCAGGGUUCGAGUUGAGCGGCAGACCCACCUGCCAGCCAGCAGGGAGGAAGCCUGGGCCGCGCUCAAGCAGCUUGUACCGGCAGAGAAAUGGCAGGAGAUGUCUGCCGUCUUUGUUGGUCUAGAGAACAUUUACAGGGCUGAGAUGCAGGUGGUUGGAGAGCAGGCGCUGCAAAGCCUGCGCAUUGCCAACGAUGCUCUCGAGCCAUUGGCGCCCGAGCCUUCCAAGCAGCCCAAUCGCAAGUCUAGGAGGAGGACAAAGCGCGGGGAGUCGUCCCCACCCAUGCCUUCCAUCCCAUUGGACACAGCUAAAGCUGCUCAGGCUUCCUAUGAGGACGAGGGAGCCCCUGACAGCAGCGGCAGGAAUACCUCUUCAGACGGCAUUGCAGCCUCUGAAGACAUGAAAAUAGCGGAGGAGCGCUACGCAGCCAUCGCAGAGAGCAGCAGCAGUCGCGAUGCAGCUGCCGUGCAGCCGGAAGGAAGCAGCGCAGCAGGCAGCAGCAAGAACGGAAAGGCGGAUCUGAAUGGCACAGGCCAGGGACUGGAUAUCAAUCCUGAACCCUCCUCCGUGCCACUGCGUGUUGCGGUGGAUCACACCAGCAAGAACGAUGACACCGCCAGUGAGUCGGAGGUGAAGCCGGAGGUGCUGAGCAGCGAGGAGGGCGUCCAAGUGGAGAGCGCCAGCCGCAUGGACUAUGACCGCAGCAAGUGGAUGCGAGCUAGCGCUGAGGAGCUGGUGGACCCGGAGAAGGCCGACGCAGAAUUCAUGCGCUGCCUGCUGCAGCUGCUCAGGAAGGCGCACUUUGCGCAGCUGAACGAUCGUGACGAGGCAAUGUCGCGCAGCCUGAACAGUGACUACCUGGACCAGCUGCUCAUCCGCGCCGACACCAGCCGCCUCGAUGGCCGCCUCGUCGCGCACGCCGCCAUAGACCGGCCCCUCCCCGAAGAGGAGCACGCCCUUCUCGUAUUCAAGCGCGGGUAUGGGCAGGGCACGCGCAGGGGGCGCAUGCUGGUGGCCAAGCUGGACUAUCUGCAGCUCUUAGUCAUCAAGGGGUCCCUCUCCUAUCUUGGCAAGCAGACCUCCCGAGCCUGGCGCGCCGUCAAGAAGAGCCUGACCACCGGCGCGACAGAGGAUGUCAUGAGCAUCGGGGAGGAGGAAAUGGAGGAGACAACGUGGGAGCGGGUGCAGAAUGGGUGGGCCGCAGCCGGCAGGAAGCUGUCGGACUGGGGCAUUGUCUCCCCACGUCUCAUGCUCGCCGGCGGCGGCCUCUUCCUCACCCUCUCCAACUGGGGUCUCCUGCCCUCGGUGGACGUGCUGCCAAUAGAGCGGUUCAACGCUGUGUGGCGGCCGAGCGAGCCAGAGCGGCUGCAGCCGGUGUAUGUGCAGCGGGUGACCAUCCGGGAGGCCCUGCGGGGGGACCUCUGGGCCAACCUCUUCGGCACCGUCCAGCUGGUGGAGCCCACCUUCGGGGAGCUGCUGGUGCUGUACCGGCGCAAGACGGAGCGCAACCGCAUAGCCGAGCUCAAGGAGCGCAUCCUAGGCGGCAACGGCGCGCCGCGGCUGCUGCGGCGCGAGCCGGUGACGCUCAAGGUUCUGCGUGACAUCCCCGUCCCUUCCUGGAAGCUGGUCUUCCCUGACAAGCUGCUCCAGUUCCGGCCUCUCGACGGCCUGCGCGCUGACUUGCUCACUGUCGCUGGUCUGCUGGCAUUUGUUGCGCAGGCCAAGUACGACUCCUUCAUCCUGGAGGUCAUUACUACGGUGUCGGCUGUGACACUGGUCGUGCGCGUCAUCCUGGGCUACAACAGAAUGGCACAGAGGUAUGAGAAGAUGGAGAACAAGCUGCUGGCGGAGAGCACAGUGGCAGGGCAGGGUGCGACCGUGCAGUACCUGGCAGCAUGCGCAGCGCUGCAGCAGUGGGAGCAGUCUGCUCUGGCGUUCCUGCUGCUCAGUGACUCACCCGAGCCCCUGUCCGCCGACCAGCUCAGCGCCGCUGUCGAGAGCCUCCUCGAAGACAACUUCAGCGUGCGGGUUCGUUUUGAUGCGGCUGAAGCGCUGAGUGAGUUGCAGCGCUUGCAGCUGCUGGAUGUGACUCAGGAGGGAAGUGAUGGGUCAGGGGCUGGAGCAUACACAGCUGUGGCCCCCGCAAGGGCAUUAGAGCAGCUGAAGACGCAGUGGGACAUGUUUCUGGAGGGCUGCUUGACGAGGAGGCUAGAGGAUGCUAUGUGA
Coccomyxa subellipsoidea C-169 is the source of this 2367-nucleotide messenger RNA. RefSeq lists its product as hypothetical. The transcript has 12 exons. The record is from RefSeq and is a predicted model, not a curated record. NCBI's taxonomy places the organism in Eukaryota, Viridiplantae, Chlorophyta, Trebouxiophyceae, Coccomyxaceae. The coding region runs from base 1 to 2367 and encodes 788 amino acids.